UCGAAUAAUCGUAACUUUGAACUUUUCCUUGCAGGUGCAUCGCAUCACAUAUAUUUUUUCACUGCUGUCAUUUGCAUGUAGAAAAAUAUUUCAUACCAAUUUAAAAAUGCAUUACAUAAUAAUAUUAUUAUUGAUAUAAAUAUAUACAUAAUUAUUUGUGGAAGAUAUCAAACACUAGGAAAAUAAAUUGCAACUGUACAAUUUCAAAUUAACUAAACUCAUGUAUCAGUAAUACAGAAAUUUAUAAACCUGACAAGCCUAAAAUAAUAAUGACAAAAAUAACAGAUCCUAAAUUAUCCGGGGGUAGUGCAAGGGUCAAUAUACACCGAGACUUGGAAACUGGCAAAGCUGCUGAAUUAUUAAGAACUAACAAUUGUUACGUGUGUCAAAAUUUGGAAAAAUCUGCAAUAUUUCCCCUUUCUCGAGAAAAUUGUGACAUUUUGUUUAAUUCGAUCUUGACCGAAGCUUCGAUCAGACAUGGAAAUAAUUUGGACAACGACAAACCUUCGAUUUGCAAACAGUGCUACGAAACCAUACUUAAAAUCGACAAAUUAUACGACGAAGUAGCGAAGUUAGAAGAACAAGUUAAAAAACUUGUGAAUACAUUAAAAGGGAAAUAUGAACUGAAAUAUGGGUCACUUAAACUUGGAGGAAUUAGUCAAGGUACGACGUCGCUGGAUAAUGUAGGAUGCCUUAAAAAGUUUAACAAUCCAAGGAGAGGAAGUAACGGAAAAUCCUAUCAAGGAAACAGUGAUAUGUCAAAACAGUCUCCUCGGUGGAUGAUGGAGGAUGCGAUUAUCAUGGAAUUAUCCGACACCGAAGAUGCAUCAGAUCCUCCUGACCGUGACAGUAACAGUACUCAACCUGAUCUCAUUGUUAAAGAUGAAAAUCAGGAUGUGCAAAUCAUCAAUUUUAUAACCAACAAUUCCAAUACGGACAGUCAUGACCAAAUUGAAGUAGAUUACCAGAAAAGCGACGCAGAAAAAUUUAGUUUUGUUGUUGACGAGACCUCAUCUGGAACACUGGAGGUCGAAAUACCUCCCACUCAAACCAAUUUUAUAUUAUUGCUCGACGAUACGGACAAGAAACAAGUAGAGGACGAAGAGUUGACGGAGGCAGGUUCUCAUAGCCCUGUUAGUAAAAGUCAAGCCAAGCGUUCACUUUCUUCCACAAAACUACACACAAUGCCGAAUAGAUUGUCGUCCUUUAAGGAUUGCGUUGAUAUGAUAUAUAAAUGUUCAAUUUGCAAGGUCGACGUAAAGAGCAAAACAGAAUAUGACUUACACAAAGAACAACACCAUCCAAACGGAGAAAAAGAAGUUAAAAUAAGAACUGGCCCCUUCCCAUGUCCCCACUGCCCAAAGACCUUUCUUCGCCUACAAAGCCUCAAAAGACACUCAAAACUACAUCCCGAAAACAAUAAUUCCUCCCCCUUACUAAUUUGUCACCAAUGUGGGAAACCUUUCACGGACAAGUACCGACUCAACUGCCAUUUAUCAACUCAUGAAGAUCCCAACACCAGAAUCCACCACGAUAAGCGCUACGUCCAAUGCAAAUGCACAACCUGCGGCAAAGAGUACAAUUGCACCCGAAACUUGGCUGACCAUGUUAAACGCGUCCAUGAAGCAAUUCGACCCCACAUUUGUGACCAGUGCGCAAAAACCUUCUACCGGAAGAGUGGUCUCGACUCGCACGUGAAGCUGAAACACGCCGUCACAAAAGAGGAGAAAGCUACGUGUCCCCAGUGUGGCAAAAAGUUUGAUACAAUGAAAGCCAGAAUUUUGCAUGAACGACGAUUUCACUCAGAUUCAAGGAAAGACAAGAUAUUCAAAUGUGGAGAUGAUGCAUGCGGCGCAAUUUUCAUUUCAAACUUUGCCCUUCGCCAGCACCAGAAACGCCACGAGAGAGAAAAGGUCACCUGUGAAAUUUGUGAGCGACAAUUUGAACAUGCGAGUCAACUAAAACGCCACAAAAGUUCAAAAUAUGGUUGUCACCAGAAUGAUAAGAAAGGUUACAAGUGUAGAACAUGUGGGGAAGUUUUCACCACUGGGAGGAAAUUGUGGGAACAUGGUAAUACGACGCAUGGCUUGGGUGAAAGUCGUAACGAUAAGAGGGAGGAAUUUAUACCAGACAAUGUCAUCACUGACGAGACUAAGUUAGCUGUUGAGUCAAUAUUGAUUUUAUCAGGGGAGAUGUCUUAACUCGUGGUGAAAUAAUGUUGAAAAAGUUAAUAACUUUGGUCUUAAGAGGAAAUUUUGUAACGAGACUUAAAUUAUUGUCAUACGAAUAAAAUAACAAUUUUGAUACAUA
This is a messenger RNA of Folsomia candida, 2310 nucleotides long. Its product is annotated as putative zinc finger protein 286B. The record is from RefSeq and is a predicted model, not a curated record. Gene Ontology annotation, biological process: regulation of transcription by RNA polymerase II. Gene Ontology annotation, cellular component: nucleus. Bases 270 to 2201 code for a protein of 643 amino acids. The transcript is spliced from 4 exons. NCBI's taxonomy places the organism in Eukaryota, Metazoa, Arthropoda, Collembola, Entomobryomorpha, Isotomidae. Gene Ontology annotation, molecular function: RNA polymerase II transcription regulatory region sequence-specific DNA binding; DNA-binding transcription factor activity, RNA polymerase II-specific.